This is a messenger RNA of Ostrea edulis (European flat oyster), 999 nucleotides long. RefSeq lists its product as uncharacterized. NCBI's taxonomy places the organism in Eukaryota, Metazoa, Mollusca, Bivalvia, Ostreida, Ostreidae. The record is from RefSeq and is a predicted model, not a curated record. The transcript is spliced from 6 exons. Bases 170 to 703 code for a protein of 177 amino acids.
AAUGAGUAAUUUUCUAUUUUUAUCAGAUAAAUAGCAGUGUGACCGACGGAAAUAGGACAACCAUUAUCGUACUUUCGGUUUUUACCCCAUUACGUGAAUGAUAAAUAUAGCAUUCGAUUUUAAAGCAAUUCACAGCUGCAGAUUGUAACGAACGGAAUGUUUGAAUACCAUGGAUCUGAGUGGAAAUCGGUUUGUUUUAGCCAUAACGAUUGAGAUUUUGACUCUGUUUAUGUAUAUUUCCUGCAUCCUGAUCAACGUAUUCUGCGGCUCGAAAUUCACAAAACGAGAUAUUAUAUUCACUGCUUUCGUGUUUAGUACCAGUUUUACUAUCUUCGGAAUAACAGUCUUCUUCGCCUGCAAAUCCCGUACCGCUUACACUUUACAGACCACAAACAGGAAGCUGUAUAGCAGAUUACAUCCGGGACAGCGACUACAUGCAUCUGAUUGUGCCAUAUGUUUAUCACCAAAAGAACCAGCAUCGUCUUCCUUAGCUCGCCUCAGCUGUAACCAUGAUUAUCACACCAAGUGCAUCAAAGAAUGCUUUGAGAAAACGGGAGAUAUCCGCUGUCCUAAAUGUAGACAGACCUCCAAAGAUGUUUCCUCCCUGAAAUCCAGCAGAUUCAGAUGCCUAGCUUCCCUCCCUAAACUCCAGAAAUUUUUAAACAAAAAAGAAACUUUCUCUUACAAAGAAUCAUUCGUGUAGCAUUGAUUUUCAAACAUCAGAACGACGACGCACUUACCGUCUGCAGUUUAAAUAUUGCAAGAUGCGCUUCGAUUGGUUGAUGUGGUGGGUUCUGUUUUGCCGUUGUCACAAAGGUUGAAAAACUGAACUGUAGUGAUUCAGGGUGACAGUUUCUCGUUUGGGAUAAUGAUUCUCCAAUACCGGCAUGCUUGUAUAUUUUCAUCUGUCUAAUGGCUUGUUGUGUAAAUCAUCAUUGAAUAUUGUUGUGAACACAUUAAUAAAGAAUGAAAGCAAUCUGAUUAAAAUAAGAUCUUUGA